Messenger RNA from Linepithema humile (Argentine ant), 1614 nucleotides. Its product is annotated as UBX domain-containing protein 7. The record is from RefSeq and is a predicted model, not a curated record. Lineage: Eukaryota; Metazoa; Arthropoda; Insecta; Hymenoptera; Formicidae. Gene Ontology annotation, molecular function: ubiquitin binding. Gene Ontology annotation, biological process: proteasome-mediated ubiquitin-dependent protein catabolic process. Gene Ontology annotation, cellular component: nucleus.
CUAAUUUAAAAAAAUCAUAUCAAAAGAAACAAUUCCUUCAAUUGAUGUAGUGUAGUGAUGCGAUCACCGACGAGUGGCGGUGGUGUGAUAUACAUGUCUGAGCGUGCCUGAGCGAGUCGAGAUGUUCGAGUUCGAGAUGUCAUUUGGUGUGUGGUGAGGAAGUAGGAUGCGAUAGAGUGAGAUUUAGAAGUAUUUUUCUUGUACGGUCGUGUACCAUAUUGUGAGAAAAAUUCUUCUAAAUUCAAAAGAACAGCAAGAUGGAUCGCGAACUAAUUGAGAAGUUUAUCGAAGUGACGGGUGAGAGUGAAGCCACAGCACAGCAAUAUCUGGCAUUGGCUGAUGGAAAUGUGGAAAUGGCGAUUAGUUUGAUGUUUGAAGGUGGCAGACCACCAGAAGUGGAGAAUGCAAAUCCUGAGCCACCAGUAAGAGCUCCUAUAUUACCUACGCAAGAAAUAUUGGUGCCAACAGAACCAAUGUUUUCAUUUCCACGUUUGUCUGAUAGUGCGUUUGAUAGAUUCAGAGAUUUUGCAGUAGAAACCCGUCGACAAGAAGAAGAAAUGACCCUCAGAGUAUCUGGCAUGAAGAACAUUUCUCAAAAGAAAUCAAAACGAUUGGAAGAUUUAUUUCGACCACCAUGUGAUAUUUUGUUUCUAGGUUCUUUCAUGGAAGCACGAGAUCAUGCCAAGACUUUAAACCGUUGGUUAUUGGUCAAUGUCCAAAAUCCACAAGAGUUUAGUUGUCAGAUUCUUAACAGAGAUGUGUGGUCCAAUAAACAAAUCCAAGAUAUUGUGAAAGAUCACUUUGUUUUGUGGCAAGUUUUGUCAAAUACAUCGGAUGGAAGACGUUACAUAGAUUUUUAUAAUGUAGUGGAGUAUCCUUAUCUGGCAAUUGUGGAUCCUAGAACGGGAGAAUGUAUGAAAACAUACAACAAUAUUACUGUGGAUAGUUUAAUAUCUGAUUUAAACGAUAUGUUAAGUGCACAUGCAUCUCCAGAAAGUGCUUCACAAGUUACACCUGACUCUAAAGAUUGGAAUAAUUUUCCUACGUCGCCUCCAAAACGAAAUGUUUUAGCUGAGCAAUUAAAAAAUGAUUGUGGACCUAGCAGUAAAACUUCUAGACUUUUGUCAGAAAAUAUCACAGAACUACGAAACGAAAAUGUGACGUCUGAUAUCAGUUCAAGUGUUCCAAGUAGCAGUACCUGUACUAGCACAGCAAUUUUUAAUAAGAAAAGGAAAUUAAAUGAAUCUGAAGUUAAUAAGCAACAAAAGGAUGAAAAAUUAAAAUCAGAUACAGCUAAAGCUGAAACGAGUGAUGCACCAUUUCUACGGCUUUGCCUACGACUGCCAAAUGGUUCAAAGGAAACUAUAUCAAUGUGUGCAAAGGAUACUGUAGAAGAUUUCUUGGCUAAAAUGGAGGAUAUGGGUUUUUCACCAACAGAAUAUACCUUUUUGGUUCCAUACCCAAAAACAAAUAUUGGUGCACUGUCAUCAAACAUUUGUUUGAUGAAUACAAUCUUGUUUCCAACAAACACAGUAUUCAUAACAAAAAUAUUGUAACAUCCCACGAAAGAUACUAUAAUUUUUCAAUUUAUAUUCUAAGUGAAAAAUUUAAUAC